Eleginops maclovinus (Patagonian blennie) is the source of this 3231-nucleotide messenger RNA. RefSeq names its product glycerol kinase (gene gk). Gene Ontology annotation, cellular component: mitochondrion. Gene Ontology annotation, molecular function: glycerol kinase activity. Gene Ontology annotation, biological process: glycerol metabolic process; glycerol-3-phosphate biosynthetic process; phosphorylation. The transcript has 20 exons. The record is from RefSeq and is a predicted model, not a curated record. The coding region runs from base 139 to 1920 and encodes 593 amino acids. NCBI's taxonomy places the organism in Eukaryota, Metazoa, Chordata, Actinopteri, Perciformes, Eleginopidae.
GCGUCAUCUCUGAGCGCCAGGACGAACUGUGCGUUGCUAACCCGCGACAGCACCUGUCUUUGGGUUAUCUUGAGCCGCUUUGCCGGUGUUGAUAAUCGGUUUCCUCUCUAGUCCGUUGCCAAAGCUCCCGGGCUGCCCAUGAACAGCGCCAUGGCUGCGUCCUCACACCGGAUAAUGAUGGGGCCGCUGGUGGCUGCCAUUGACCAGGGCACGAGCUCCACUCGGUUUUUGGUGUUUAAUGCAAAGACAGCAGAGCUCCUCAGCCAUCACCAGGUGGAAAUCAAACAGAGCUUCCCAAAAGAAGGAUGGGUGGAGGAAGACCCCAAAGAAAUCCUGCAGUCAGUUUACGAGUGCAUGGAGCGGACGUGUGAAAAGCUCACCCAGCUAAACAUAGACAUCUCAAACAUUAAAGCUAUUGGAGUGACCAACCAAAGAGAGACCACGCUUGUUUGGGACAAAGAGACGGGGGAGCCCCUCUACAAUGCAAUAGUUUGGUUGGACCUGCGGACUCAAUCAACAGUGGAACGUCUCAUCAACAAAACCCCAGGAAGGAAUAAGAACCACUUAAAGCAUAAAACAGGGCUCCCCAUCAGCACCUACUUCAGCGCGGUGAAACUGCGCUGGCUGAUGGACAACGUGGACGAGGUCCAUGAUGCCGUGGUGUCACACCGCGCUAUGUUCGGCACCGUGGACUCCUGGCUCAUCUGGUGUUUGACUGGAGGGAAGUCUGGCGGCGUCCACUGCACAGAUGUGACCAACGCCAGCAGAACCAUGCUGUUUAACAUUCACACUCUGGACUGGGACCCAGAACUCUGCACAUAUUUUGGUAUUCCCAUGGAGAUCUUGCCCAGAGUGAGGAGUUCUUCAGAAAUCUACGGCCUCAUGAAAUUAUGUUCUAGCCGGAAAUCUGGAGCUCUUUCAGGGAUCCCCAUCUCUGGGUGUUUAGGGGAUCAGUCCGCCGCGCUGGUUGGACAGAUGUGCUUUCAGGACGGGCAGGCGAAAAACACGUAUGGAACUGGCUGCUUCCUCCUGCGGAACACUGGAGCUAAGCCUGUAAUGUCCGAGCACGGCCUUCUGACCACUGUGGCGUACAAACUUGGCCGCGACCAACCUGCAUGUUACGCACUGGAGGGCUCUGUAGCCAUUGCAGGCGCUGUGGUUCGUUGGCUGCAGGACAAUCUGGGAAUCAUCAGUUGCUCUGAAGAGCUCGAGAAGUUCGCAGCGUCUGUCGGCACUUCCUACGGCUGUUAUUUUGUUCCUGCGUUUUCGGGCCUCUAUGCACCCUACUGGGAGCCCAGUGCAAGAGGGAUCAUCUGCGGGUUAACUCAGUUCACUAAUAAGAAUCACGUGGCGUUUGCUGCGCUGGAAGCUGUGUGUUUCCAGACACGGGAGAUCCUGGACGCCAUGAACCAGGACAGCGGUAUCCCCCUCACCCAGCUCCAGGUGGACGGAGGGAUGACGUCCAACAAGCUGCUGAUGCAGCUGCAGGCCGACAUCCUCUGCAUCCCUGUCGUGAAGCCGUCCAUGCCGGAGACCACCGCUCUGGGCGCAGCGAUGGCCGCGGGAGCAGCAGAGGGGGUGAGCGUGUGGAGUCUGAACCCGGAGGACCUGAGCGAAGUCACCUCGGAGAAGUUCGAGCCUCAGAUCAACCCAGAAGGUACCGACUCAUUUCACACUCGGAGAAGCACGUGUCUUCAGGAGCUGCAAAGUAAGAGCUCGUCUGUUUUAUCUGCAGAGAGCGAGUUCCGCUACGCUCGAUGGAAGAAGGCCGUUCAGAAGUCCAUGAACUGGGAGACGACGGAGCCUGUCGGUAACGGAAACGGAGAAGCUAGCAUUUUCAGCAGCAUCCCACUGGGCUUCUACAUCAUCGGCAGCAUUUUGAUGUUAGUCGGUGCGAAACACCUCGCAGGCAACAACUAGGCUCCUGGAGGCCAAAGAGGAAGUGGAACCAACCCUUCUGUUUCCAAAAAGGGCAUCACAGGAAGUCUGCAAUAGUUUGGAAUGACUUUAUUAUUUCCCCCUCCUUGGGUUUUUAUCCACAGCACACAUGAGAUGAAUUGAAGCGGGACUGUGCAUGCAGCUUUUCUUUUUUCACUACGUUGAUGGUCUGAGUUUCUGAAAUGAUUUCUGUAGAAACUUCACUGCAGAUGAUUUUGAGUUUGAAAGAGAAACUCACUGUCAUGUGCUACUUGUUGUUCUUCUCUGUGUUGCUGCAGAGCACUUUAUUAUUCUGAUUUGUAUGUCUUGUGGGAGCUGUGUACUAACAGAGUGUAAUUUAUUAUUUUUCUAUCAGUUGGGAUUAAUACAGGAUGUUUGUAUUGAAAGGAAACAAAGGUAAGGUGCUCUUUGGGGGAAAGGUGACUUUUUUUGUAUAUACUGUAAUAAUUUUAAACAGGAAACAUGAAUUGUGUAAAAGGCAAACAUGCUAUGAAAGGCAAAGGCAAAUUCUUGUUUUGAUGUGUUGGAAAAAUAUAUAUGAACACAUAGAAACAAAGAGUGUAUAUUCGUGUGACUUGCUCCCAAAAUCGAACAGGUGGAACACUGAGCAAAACAAACUGAAAUGGCUGUUAAUAAGUGACUCAUUUUGUGGACUACAAUGAUCUUAAGUGGACUGAAAUGUUCCCCAAAAAACAUCAAACUGACUUCCACUGCAUGCAAAAGAUGUGCAAAUCUUACAUGCAGGACUUCAUAUGUUCAAAGAAUUUAUCUCGAUUAAAAGGGAGUUUCUUUUUAAUUCAGACACCUAAAUUCUAGGCCUCUGAGUCAUGGUUUGAAGAGUUAAUCUUAAGGAAGGAAGGCGUGUAUUUAUUCUGUUGCCCAACAUUCAUCAUGUUUGUCUUCUCCGAUUUGAUUUGUACUUGAUCGUACUUGCUCCAAAUGUCAUGUAGAUAUUUGCAUAACUGAAGGUAUUAAAAUACUGCGCUCAAAGUGCUCUUUUGGAUUCAAACACAAUUGGAAAUCACCUCACAUUAGAAAAACGGACCUCAAAUGCUAGCAAGACCUUUUAACUGUGAAACUGGGUUUUGAUGAUGAAUGGUUGCAUAUGGAACAAUGUCUGCACAGUUCGCUAGUGUCAUUCCCUUCAAUGUAAAGGAAAGACCUGUAUGGCUAGUACUGCUGGGCUAGAAAUAGUGUGAGGUCAUGUAUUUAAACAGGUUCUCUGGGAGAGUAAUUGUCACAAACAUAUUAACAGUGUGCAAACUGAAUUAAAAACAAGAAAUAUGACACCAA